This is a messenger RNA of Saccostrea cuccullata (small rock oyster), 2858 nucleotides long. Its product is annotated as solute carrier organic anion transporter family member 5A1-like. Gene Ontology annotation, biological process: transmembrane transport; sodium-independent organic anion transport. The transcript is spliced from 10 exons. Bases 1 to 1233 code for a protein of 410 amino acids. Gene Ontology annotation, cellular component: plasma membrane. The record is from RefSeq and is a predicted model, not a curated record. Lineage: Eukaryota; Metazoa; Mollusca; Bivalvia; Ostreida; Ostreidae. Gene Ontology annotation, molecular function: protein binding.
AUGAGUCAAUGUAACCUAGUUAAUCUGUGUACUUGUUUUGCAGACAUUCCCCGUUCCAUACUGUCCCUGUUGAAGAACAAGGUGUACCUGAUCACCUGUCUGGGGAUCUGCUGUGAGAUCUCCAUAGUCAGUGGCUUCGUGGUGUUCCUCCCUAAGUACCUAGAAACACAGUUUGGCACCUCCACCUCCAUGGCCAACCUGUUUACUGGUGCUAUUGGCAUUCCUGGAGCAGUUAUAGGUAUUUUAAUAGGAGGAUUCCUUCUGAAGAGGUUCCAGUUGAAACCAAAAGGAGCCAUUCAGUUGACCCUGUUGCUGGACUCCCUUGCUUUGCUGGGUUUCCUCUCCUUUCUGGUGCUGGGCUGUGAGAAUCCUAAGAUAGCAGGAGCCACCUUUCCAUAUCAUGCCUCUAUCAACAUGAACAGUUCCGAGUUGGAGGAGUUUGAGAUAGAAGCCAAUCUGACGUCCACUUGUAAUAUUGGCUGUUCCUGCUCCAAUAAUGACCUUGAGCCCAUCUGCGGCAUUAAUGGCAUUACGUAUUUUUCACCUUGUCAUGCAGGCUGUACCCAAUUCUUCUCACAUAUCACAACAGAGGAAAAGAUGGUGAAUUUCAGUGGUUGUUCUUGUAUCAUGGAGAACUCGAGUAUUUCGCCUGAGGUGAUAAUGUCCCCCGUGGCAACCAGUGGCCCAUGUAAAUCCACCUGUCAGAACCUGCUACCAUUCCUAAUUCUUCUGGUGAUCCUCACCUUUACUGUGGCUGGCACACAGAUGCCCCUCCUCAUGAUUACCCUCAGGUCUGUCCAUGAAGAAGAGAGGUGUUUUGCCCUGGGUCUCCAGUUUGUCAUACUGAGAUUGUUUGCCUACAUCCCUUCUCCUAUAAUGUUUGGGAACACCAUUGAUACAGCAUGUCUAUUAUGGAGGGAUUGGUGUGGAAGUUCUGGGUCCUGUUCUAUCUACGACAUUGUACAGUUCAGAUAUCGAUAUAUAGGAAUUUCAGCUGGUCUGAAAUUUAUGGGAACUGUGUUUUUCUUUGUGGUGUGGAUCCUGAUGCGUCGACAGAUUAGAAGAGAUUUACAGUUAAAUCUUCCUGUCGGUGAUAUCAUGUCUUCUAUGAAUUCCAUAAACAAGUUAGACCUUGACUACCCUCAGCGCCACGCCCACCCCCGGGGGGGAUCAGGAGACCAGACUAAGGCCAUGGUAGAGGACCAUCAAGCACCUAAUGAGUCCUGUCUGUGAUAUUUAUCUAAUCAAAACAUGUAGCCUCACUCCGUAUUGCCAAUCUUUGUCAUUCAAUAACAUGAACAAUAUUACUUGUGUAUCACAUUUUUUUUUUUGUCAGUAUCAGUUAAAAAUAUCAUUUUUUUUCUCUGGCCACUGUUUCUCCCAUGUGUCAAAUGAUGUAUGUACAUAUAUAUAUUUAUAAUAUAUAUCAGAUGAUUAUGUUCUUGUUAUGUUUUCCUUCUGUCGAUAUACACAAUGUUUUAUAGCUAUUAUAACUCAUGUAAAGAAUUUUCUUCAUGCCGAAUGAUGAUGACAGCUUUUUGACUCUUUAUUGCCCGACUGUAUAGUCACACAGCAAAGAUAUUCAGAAUUAUAAUGGUUGUCAGUAACAAAAUAUCGCCCGAAACGGCAUUACUGAAUCGGCUUUAGAAGUGCAAUGUACAUAUCUAUAACAUACUCUCCUAUGUCCUAUGUAUCACGAUGUAAAUUGUUCAAUACUUGUGAAGUUUAUGGUCCUGUGUUUUUAGCUCACCUGAGCCGAAGGCUCAAGUGAGCUUUUCUGAUCAAAAUUUGUCCGUUGUCUGUCGUCGUUGUUGUUGUCGUUAUCGUUGUCGUCGUAAACUUUUCACAUUUUCAUCUUCUUCUCAAGAACCACUGGGCCAAUUUCAACCAAACUUGGUACAAAGUAUCCUUGGGUAAAGGGGAAUCAAGUUUGUUCAAAUGAAGGGCCACGCCCUCUUCCAAGGGGAGAUAAUUAUGAAUUUGUGAAAAAUUAAUGGCAUUUUUAAAAAAUCUUCUUCUCCAGAACCGCUGGGCCAGGAAAGAUGAAACUCAUGUGGAAGCAUCUUCAGGUAGUGUAGAUUCAAGUUUGUUCAAAUCAUGACCCCCGGGGCAAGGGUGGGGCCAAAAUGGCCGACCCAAAUUUUACAUAGGAAUAUAUAGGAAAAAUCUUUAAAAAUCUUCUUCUCCAGUACCACUGGGACAGGAAAGAUGAAACUCAUGUGGAAUCAUCCUCAGGUAGUGUGGAUUCAAGUUUGUUCAAAUCAUGACCCCCGGGGCAAGGGUGGGGCCAAAAUGGCCGACCCUUGUUUUACAUAGGAAUAUAUAGGAAAAAUCUUUAAAAAUCUUCUUCUCCAGAACCACUGGGCCAGGAAAGAUGAAACUCAUGUGGAAUCAUCCUCAGGUAGUGUAGAUUCAAGUUUGUUCAUAUCAUGACCCCCGGGGCGAGGGUGGGGCCAAAAUGGCCGACCCAAGUUUUACAUAGGAAUAUAUAGGAAAAAUCUUUAAAAAUCUUCUUCUCCAGAACCACUAGGCCAGGAAAGAUGAAACUCAUGUGGAAUCAUCCUCAGGUAGUGUAGAUUCAAGUUUGUUCAAAUCAUGACCCCCGUUGCAAGGGUGGGGCCAAAAUUUCCGAUCCAAGUUUUACAUAGGAAUAUAUAGGAAAAAUCUUUAAAAAUCUUCUUCUCCAGAACCACUAGGCCAGGAAAGAUGAAACUCAUGUGGAAUCAUCCUCAGGUGGAGUAGAUUCAAGUUUGUUCAAAUCAUGACCCCUGAGGCAAGGGUGGGGCCAAAAUGGCCGACCCUUGUUUUACAUAUGAAUAUAUAGGAAAAAUCUUUAAAAAUCUUCCUCUCGAGAACCA